AUGAAGUCUCUUCUCACCCUCACCCUCGCCCUCUUCGCCUCAGCUGGGCUCGGCGACGCUGCCUCAGCUGGCUGUGGCAAGCAGCCUCCCUCCAGCGGCGUCAAGACCAUGCAGGUCAACGGCAAGAACCGCGAGUACACCCUCCAGCUGCCCAACAACUACCAGAACAACAAGCCCCACCGUCUCGUCUUCGGCUACCACUGGCUCAGCGGCAACAUGGGCAACGUCGUCCAGGGCGGUUACUACGGUCUUCGCAACUUGGCUGGCGACUCUACCAUCUUCAUUGCCCCCAACGGUCUCAACGCUGGUUGGGCUAACCAGGGUGGUGAGGAUAUCACCUUUACUGAUCAGAUGCUUGCUUUUGCCAAGCAGAACCUCUGCAUUGAUGAGAAGCAAGUUUUCGCCACCGGCUUCAGCUACGGUGGUGCCAUGAGCCACAGUGUCGCUUGCUCCCGACCCAACGACUUCGCUGCUGUCGCCGUCAUCUCUGGUGCUCUCCUCUCCGGCUGCAACGGCGGCAACACUCCCGUCUCUUACCUCCACAUCCACGGAUCCGCCGACAACGUUCUUAGCAUCCAGCAGGGCCGCCAGCUCCGCGACAAGUGGAUCGGUACCAACGGCUGCCAGCAGAAGCAGGUCAACGAUCCCGCUCCCGGUGCCCAGAACUACGUCAAGACCUCUUACACUUGCAGCCGCAAGCCUGUUACCUGGAUCGCACACGGUGGUGGCCACGUUGGCGACCCUACUGCCAACGGCCAGAAGUUUGCCCCUGGUGAGACCUGGAGCUUCUUCAACGCCGCUGCUGGCACUAGCGCUAAGCUCCGCUGUUAAAUAACCUGAGUGUUUGCAGACUCUGAGGACAGCCAACGUGUUGGCUAUCUGCAAGCCUUACACUCGAGAAAUGGGGAGGGAGAUCUUACAUUCCUUGUACAUUGCAACCUGGUGGAAGUAUUAUUAUAUACAAAUGGUCCAAUCCUACCGAGGGAUCCGGCACAUCCUUCACUGUACAUAGUUUAAGCACCUUGGUGGACUCGGAUGACAAUACAUCACAGUAUAUACUCGCACA
This is a messenger RNA of Fusarium verticillioides 7600, 1066 nucleotides long. RefSeq lists its product as hypothetical. The record is from RefSeq and is a predicted model, not a curated record. Lineage: Eukaryota; Fungi; Ascomycota; Sordariomycetes; Hypocreales; Nectriaceae. The transcript is spliced from 2 exons. The coding region runs from base 1 to 831 and encodes 276 amino acids. Gene Ontology annotation, molecular function: feruloyl esterase activity.